AUGGUACUUCUGCUGGUGCUGGGGCUGGGGCUGAGCCUUGCUGCUGCACAGGACAACCUGCAGAUUGUCGGUCAGAGGCACUACAACAUGGCCAGGCUUUCUGGGAUCUGGUUCCCUAUGUUCAUGGCCUCAGAUAACAUGACGCGCAUUGGAGCAAACGGAGACCUGAGGGUCUUCAUUGAGAACAUUCACCUCUUGAAGAAUGGCAGCCUGCAGUUUAACUUCCUCUUCAUGGUGCAAGGAGAAUGUGUAGCUGUGACCAUGGUCUGCGAAAAGACUGAGAAUAAUGGGGAGUAUUCUGUCACCUAUGACGGGAACAACAAGGUGCUGCUCUCGGAGACUGACUACAGCACGUAUGUCACCUUCUACAUGCAGAACAUCAAGAAUGGGACCAAGACCCACGUGCUGGCACUCUUUGGGCGCCUUCCAGAUCUUAGCAAGACUUACCUGAAAAGAUUUGUAAACGUCUGCAAAAAAUAUGGGCUGGGCCCACAAAAUGUCAUCAACCUGUCAAAGGAAGGACUACGCUCCCUGGGGAAUCAGUGA
Molecule: messenger RNA, 546 nt
Organism: Meriones unguiculatus (Mongolian gerbil)
Lineage: Eukaryota; Metazoa; Chordata; Mammalia; Rodentia; Muridae
Gene: Lcn9
Product: lipocalin 9
Exons: 6
Coding region: 1-546 (181 amino acids)
Molecular function (GO): small molecule binding
Source: RefSeq, a predicted model, not a curated record